AUGCGACAGGGCGACUCCAGGAGAAAUCUGACGUCCUCCGAGGCGACGUCACCGUUUGAUGACGCAGUGUCUGACGUCAGCGACAGGUCAACGGGCAGCUCCGUCCUCAUGCGCAUGCGCGAUGCGUACGGCAUGUCACGUGGCCCGCUAGAUUACUACGACAAAGUGUGCGAAGUAUUUGUAACAACAGCUAUAGCGACGGUGUUGUUGUUUGUCACCCUGGCGCUUCCCACGGCGAUGUUUCUCAUCGGUAUCCAGAAUCUCCACAGCUGCCCGAUCGAGCCGAAGAUCCCGGUGUACCUGGCGGUAGGGGGCGCUUUUGGCAUGCUGAAGACCCUGAUGAUGCUGUGGCAGAGCUACGAGGCUCGCAAGAACGAGUCGGACGACUACGUCGGCAUGAACGACAGCUUCGCCUCGCGCGAGUCCAACGCCGGCGUGCGCUGCUUCGACGCGUUCGUGGGACUCUUCCUCUUCGUGUGGUUCUUGCUGGGAAACUACUGGGUGUUCAAGGUGUACAUGCCGCCUUUCGAGCGCCCCCGUCUGACGCCGAGCCAGUACUGCAGCCCGACGGUGUACCUGCUCGCGUUCGGCGCCAUCUGUGUAGGAUACUCCCUGAUGGCGCUGAUCGGGCUCCUCUUGCUGUGCAUCGUGCUUCUCAGUCGGGGCGUGGAAGAAGAAGAAGAAGACAACCCAGACGACAUCAGAACGCUAUCCCCAUAGGAACUCAGACAUGUACAAACAAGAUACGCGAUAUAUGAUUAUGUCGUUCCGCAAAGAAGU
Molecule: messenger RNA, 780 nt
Organism: Branchiostoma belcheri (Belcher's lancelet)
Lineage: Eukaryota; Metazoa; Chordata; Leptocardii; Amphioxiformes; Branchiostomatidae
Exons: 4
Coding region: 1-720 (239 amino acids)
Source: RefSeq, a predicted model, not a curated record